CUUCCUCUCCCCUCAAUAACAACAACGUGAUGAGGAGGAUCUGCGUGCGAGCGAAAGCCUGAUACCCUUUUGCUGGUUUGUUGUUGUUUGUCACGCAGGCAGCAGAGAGAAAGUGUCGGCGGGAUGAGUGAGGAGGAGGAGGAGGCGGCGGUGGCAGUGGCAGCGGCUGGUACCUCUGGCCAGGGGGACGCGCUGCGGCAGCUGUGUGAACAGGCUGGUCUUGAAGUUAAACAAGAACCUUCAAAUGUGCAGAGCUACGUUUCACCUUUGCAACUUAAAAUGCCUCUGAAGACCACAAACCCAGGGAAUGAUGUUGAUCCUGAAUAUGAAGAGAAAAUGAAAAUGGACCGGACCAAAAGAUUUGAAUUCCUUUUAAAACAGACUGAGCUAUUUGCACAUUUUAUCCAGCCAGCUGCUCAAAAAACCCCAUCAUCUCCACUCAAGCUAAAACUGGGGAGACCUCGAACAAAACAAGAUGAAAAGCAGUCACUGCUUUCAGUUGGCGACAACCGUCAUCGGCGUACUGAACAGGAGGAAGAUGAGGAACUACUUUCUGAAAGCAAAAAGACAUCAAAUGUUUGUGUUCGAUUUGAAGAGUCACCAUCCUAUGUGAAAUCAGGAACACUUCGAGAUUAUCAGAUACGUGGGCUGAACUGGCUGAUCUCCCUCUAUGAAAAUGGUAUUAAUGGUAUCCUUGCUGAUGAAAUGGGUCUUGGUAAGACACUACAGACCAUUGCAUUGCUGGGUUACCUGAAACAUUACAGAAAUACACCUGGGCCACACAUGGUUUUGGUACCAAAGUCCACGUUACAUAAUUGGAUGAAAGAGUUCAAGCGUUGGGUUCCAUCACUUCGUGCAGUUUGUCUUAUUGGAGACAAAGAUCAAAGGGCUGCCUUUAUUCGAGAUAUCAUGAUGCCAGGCGAGUGGGAUGUCUGCAUUACAUCUUACGAAAUGGUCAUAAAAGAAAAAUCUGUUUUCAAGAAGUUUAACUGGAGAUACUUGGUCAUUGAUGAAGCUCAUCGAAUCAAGAAUGAAAAAUCCAAGCUCUCUGAAAUAGUACGGGAAUUUAAAUCAACAAACCGUUUGUUACUGACAGGGACACCUUUGCAGAAUAAUCUCCAUGAAUUGUGGGCUUUGCUCAACUUCCUGUUGCCUGAUGUAUUCAAUUCUUCUGAUGAUUUUGACUCAUGGUUUGACACAAACAACUGCCUCGGUGAUCAGCAGCUAGUGGAACGUUUACAUGCGGUACUCCGACCAUUCUUGCUUCGGCGGAUUAAAGCAGAGGUUGAAAAAAGCUUGCCUCCUAAAAAAGAGACUAAGAUCUACGUUGGUCUCAGUAAAAUGCAAAGGGAAUGGUACACAAAAAUCUUGAUGAAGGACAUUGACAUUCUAAACUCUGCUGGAAAGAUGGACAAGAUGCGCUUGUUGAACAUCUUAAUGCAGCUCCGAAAGUGCUGUAACCACCCGUAUCUCUUUGAUGGCGCUGAACCUGGUCCUCCUUACACUACAGACACUCAUCUUGUUUACAAUUGUGGCAAGAUGGUGGUUUUGGAUAAGCUGCUGCCCAAGUUGAGGGAACAGAGUUCCAGAGUCCUCAUUUUCAGCCAGAUGACCCGUUUGAUGGAUAUUCUUGAAGAUUACUGCAUGUGGCGUGGCUAUGACUAUUGUCGUCUGGAUGGACAAACCCCCCAUGAAGAAAGAGAGCGGGCAAUAGAUUCUUUCAAUGCUUUCAACAGUUCGAAGUUCAUAUUUAUGCUGAGUACCAGAGCUGGAGGCCUUGGUAUCAACCUUGCAACAGCAGAUGUCGUCAUUUUGUAUGAUUCAGAUUGGAAUCCACAAGUGGAUUUGCAAGCUAUGGACCGCGCACAUCGUAUUGGCCAAAAGAAAACCGUUCGUGUAUUUCGGCUUAUCACAGACAACACCGUGGAAGAGCGGAUUGUGGAAAGAGCGGAGAUGAAACUCCGACUUGAUUCCAUUGUUAUUCAGCAAGGCAGGCUGAUUGACCAACAGACCAACAAACUAGGCAAAGAUGAAAUGCUACAGAUGAUUCGCCAUGGUGCAACCCAUGUCUUUGCCACCAAAGACAGUGAGCUAACAGAUGAGGACAUUGACACUAUAUUGGAGAGAGGAGAAAAGAAGACAGCUGAACUGAAAGAACGUUUGCAAAACCUUGGUGAGAGUUCUCUUCGAUCGUUUACAAUGGAAACAGAAAGUUUAUAUAGUUUUGAAGGUGAAGAUUACAGAGGGAAACAGAAGAUAGGUUUAACAGAGUGGAUUGAACCUCCCAAACGAGAGCGGAAAGCCAAUUAUGCGGUAGAUGCAUAUUUCCGAGAAGCUUUACGUGUCAGUGAGCCAAGAGCACCAAAGGCACCUCGACCUCCAAAACAGCCAAGUAUUCAAGACUUCCAGUUUUUUCCACCACGCCUAUUUGAAUUACUGGAGAAAGAAAUCCUGUCUUAUCGAAAAAGUAUAGGCUAUAAGGUCCCCCGGAAUCCUGACUUACACAAUGCAGCUCAAGUACAAAAGGAAGAGCAGCGGAAAAUUGAUGAUGCACUGCCUCUCAACCAGAAGGAAAUUGAGGAGAAAGAGAAGCUUCUUACACAGGGUUUCACAACUUGGAACAAACGGGACUUCAAUCAGUUUAUCAAAGCCAAUGAGAAGUAUGGUCGAGAUGAUAUUGAUAACAUUGCCAGAGAAGUUGAGGGCAAGACUCCUGAAGAGGUCAUUGAGUAUUCUGCUGUUUUCUGGGAACGCUGCAAUGAAUUGCAGGACAUCGAGAAGAUCAUGGCCCAGAUUGAGCGUGGGGAGUCAAGGAUUCAAAGACGGAUUAGCAUAAAGAAAGCUUUAGAUGCAAAGAUGGCAAGAUAUAAAGCUCCUUUCCAUCAACUGCGUAUUCAGUAUGGAACUAACAAAGGAAAGAAUUAUACAGAAGAGGAAGAUCGCUUCCUCAUCUGUAUGCUGCACAAGAUGGGCUUUGAUAAAGAAAAUGUGUAUGAGGAACUGCGACAAUGUGUGCGCAAUGCCCCACAAUUUAGGUUUGACUGGUUUAUCAAGUCCAGGACAGCAAUGGAACUCCAGAGACGCUGCAAUACAUUGAUAUCUCUAAUUGAGAAAGAAAACUCAGAACUUGAAGAAAAGGAACGUGCUGAGAAGAAACGACGAGGACCUAAAACUGGAACGGCACAGAAGAGAAGGGCAGAAACAACUCCAGAAACGUCUGGACGAAAGGAUUGGAAGAAAAUGAAGAAUUAAGCUUCUUCCUCAAAUGAAGACUACGUCUUGGUUAACCCUAUAGUUUCAUAUUGCUGCCUUUGCUCAAUUGUAUAUUCAUUAGAAAUAUAUUCAGUUGAUGCAGUUUAAAACAUUUUAUGGAUUAAUGAAUGCAUUCACAUUGAAGCUGGAAAUUGAGAUUUUCUUUAGUCCUGUGCUGUGGAUGCCUAGUUAUUUUCCUUUUAGCCUAUUCCAUUCCAGUAUUUUAUGUCUGUUCUUCAGUUGUAUGUACAGUGAUUGAUUUGUAUUUGAAUGGUUCACUCCUUGCACGUGUUUUAAUAUGGUGGAUGUUUUUAAAGUAAAACAUAGGGAAUCUCUUUUACGUGAGUGAGAAUCAAAACAGAUGUGGAUUUGAAGUAUUCGAGGAGGCAUUCAUCAGGACCUCUGAGCCAGUUAACCAAAAGAACCCUAUUUUAAAUAAAGCAACUUGUUUCUUGGAUGUUUACCUUUUAUUUUGUUUAACAGUAUCAACUGUAAAUUAAUGAAAUAUUAUUGAUAAAAUAUAAAUCUCAAUGCUCAAUAAUGUUUCAAUGAAUGUGUUUAACUUCUAAUGGAACACUGCUGUCUAGGAAGAUCACAAUUUUGUACUAGUGAAUUUUGGUGCUUCAAAAAUUCGUUUGAAUUCUACGUUUUUGUAAAGUUUGCUCAGCCAGCAGCUCCAUUCUGACCUGGCCAAUUGUUGCUGUACAGAAACAAGGUACCAGUUUAUUAACAUUCUGUGCAGGGAAAUAAUGUAACUGUAAGACAUCAGAGCUGUUAUGUAUACACAGCCUCUCCUGUUCAAUGCUGUGGGGUAUAAAACUGCAAAAGCAUCAGUGAGUGUCAUUGUCAGCACUGCCAAUGAGACCUUGGGAAAACUGCCUCUCACUUGGCUCUCUGAAAAUCUCUGUUGAUGGUUAGACUGAAAAGUAGUAUAAUAAAGGCUGCAUAGAUAACAGAAGAUAGUGAUGACCAAGUCAUUUCCUCCAUCCCUGAGUUCCUGCACCACCAUAUUAUUUUACCCUUGACUGUAUGUAUUUAUCUUUGAAGACCGUGUUUAAACUGGCUCCCACUUACUAACUCAAUUAUGGACCUAGUUGAUAUGUCUGCAGGUUGUACUUAUCCAAUUUCUCAAUUGACUCCAAUGACACCGUCUAGCAAAAACAAUUGAGAUUAACAUGCAAUGAACCAGGGGCAAGGAUUACAAAGUACAUUUCAUGUCUACUUACUCAGCUAGAGAGAAAGCAUUAAAGGAUCCUUUUUUUCACUAUAUCUUCCAGAUCAACCAAUUACUCCAGUUAGAAACUGGCUGGUUCAGUGUUCCAGUAAAAUGGCUAGUAUACACAGAUCAAUAAGCAGUUAGGCAAUUUCAUUGUCCACAUAAACUCACCCUCUGAUACUGUCCAAAGCAGUCAUAGCACCUCAAAAAAAAUCAGUUAAAGUUUAUCACCUCUGAAAGCACUCCUGGAAGUUUGAUAGCCUGAUACUCGAUUCCUAUGACAUUAGUUGACUGAGGUGGGUGUUCUGUGGAGAUGAAUAUCUUGGCUUGUGGCUGUGCACUAGUCGAAUCAGGGUUUCCCUAGCCUUUGAAUCACUCCCUUGGUGGUUUCUUUUGUUUAUCCUGAGCUUCUCUUGUUUGCGUAUACGCAAUAGAGAUGUGUUGCAAAAUAGUUUCUGACUGGAAAUCUAAUGCAAGCAAAUGAACUAAUUUAAUCUGUUUUGCAAACGGACAAUGUGAUCUGAUGCUGCAUCAAAAUAUGUGCAAAUUUCCAGCAAUGCCCUUAUCCAAAGUUGGCAACUUUAGACAUGGGUGAAUGUAGUCAUGAGGUUUAGUUUAAGGUGUGUAUUGUAACUGCAAUCUGUUGCCAUUCAUUCUUAUGUCUCCAUUCAUUCAUCCUUGUCUUGAGUGUUUUCUUCACCCAUAAAUUUGGGCAGUAAAAUCAUACAUUUCUGAUUGUAAUAAACCUAUUUGAAAUAAAUUAAUUAUUGUCAGUAUAACAGUUAGGCCUGAUUUUGGAAACCCAGCCCAUGGCAGGUCGAGCGGUGUUUUUCUCUUUCAGCUUCCAAAAUAUAUUGAUCUCCAGCUACAAGGCUUGGGAAAUGUGACAGAUUCCACCCUCCAGUUCAUCAGCUCUGAUGCCAACAGCGAUACCAACAUUCGUGCCAAAACUCCCCACACAGAUAAGCGACAGAAUCUGAACUUCUUCGUCAAACUGCUAAUCCUUUCAGAAAUUCCUUUGUCUCUUGUAAUCGCGAUCAUCUAAAUAUUUGUGACAGCUAAUGUCAAUAGCAACAAUUGUUGUAGCUUUAAUAUAAUAGUUGUGUAGAACUGAAAAUUUCUCAGACAGAGCUUGAAAGCAUAAAUUGUGCAACAAUUGGACAGAAUGCUACAAUUUCCCUGAUUUGGCACAACCACCUGACGAAGGAGCGUCACUCUGAAAGCUAGUGUGCUUCCAAUUAAACCUGUUGGACUAUAA
Messenger RNA from Hemiscyllium ocellatum (epaulette shark), 5726 nucleotides. RefSeq names its product SWI/SNF related, matrix associated, actin dependent regulator of chromatin, subfamily a, member 1 (gene smarca1). The coding region runs from base 124 to 3252 and encodes 1042 amino acids. The record is from RefSeq and is a predicted model, not a curated record. Gene Ontology annotation, cellular component: chromatin; nucleus. Lineage: Eukaryota; Metazoa; Chordata; Chondrichthyes; Orectolobiformes; Hemiscylliidae. Gene Ontology annotation, molecular function: histone binding; DNA binding; nucleosome binding. The transcript has 25 exons. Gene Ontology annotation, biological process: regulation of transcription by RNA polymerase II; nucleosome organization.